AUGGGGAACAGUUUAACACAAUGGAGAAGUGCUAUUGGAACAUUUUCUGGAAAUCAAUCGAGACUUGUAGUGCUAGAAUGUUCAACAGGCUCAGACGAGUCUCAACAUACUGCAUCAUUGCUGGUUAUCAUCACCAUGCUGUUGGUCAUUGGAGGGAUCGAAAUGGACCCAGGACCAAACCAAUCCAAAUCAGAGAUCACCCAGAAAAUGUAUGACCUUGGAUGUAAAAUCAAAGCUUGUGACCAGGAAACUGAACUGAAGAAACAGGCAGAGCUAAUGUGUGAGCUGGGAGAUGAGUUUAUAGGAAAGGCUGAAACCUCUCCAACGUGGUAUGAACAUUUUGUUUGGGCCUCUGCCCUUUUAAAUGCAGCAAAAUGUAGACUGGAGAAGUUAGAGAGUCGGCCAUUCGAAACAAUACAGGAUCUGUUGCGAAGAUGGAGUUUGCUGAAUACUAAAUUUAAGUAUGACAAGUGCUAUAUUGAAGAGAGACUUCAGGACAUUGAUACACAAUUUCUCAAAAGGUUAUCAAAAGCAAGGAAGCUUUCUACUCAUGAUUUGACAAGUAGGUACAAGCAAGAACUUGAGAAGAUACGUACUUAUUCUGAAGACACUGUGAAUGCCAUUAUAAACAAUGACAUGAUUGUACAUCCACUCACUUCAGAAAUGAGGGAACAGGAUAUUGACAACACAAUUGAACACAGUAAAGUGUUCUAUAAUGAGCUCACAGAGAAGAUUUUAGAGUUCUAUAGGUCAAUUAUUAUAGACUGCAUGUCUACUUUGGGUAUUCAAAAUUGUAAAUACAAGUUUGCAAUAAUGGCACUAGGGUCACUGUCCCGUAAGGAAGUGACUGCUUACUCGGACAUAGAAUGGGCAAUUUUAUUUGAUCCCAUGGGUGAACCAGUUGAAUGCAUAAAGGAAGAAUUACGCAUGUUAGUGUACUAUGUGCAUCUCCAAAUUUUGAAUUUAGGUGAGACCAUUUUGAACAAUCUUGACAUACCAGUAUUGACCGAUUUCAAUGACAGACUGCCACCAAAUAUGACUGAUGUGGACUUUUGGGAUGAAGUCACUACACGUGGGGUUUCAUUUGAUGGAACACACCCAUCUGCUAGUAAGACACCGAUAGGACGAAAAUCAAGAAAGGACCCCGAAAAACCACCUACACUAGAGCUUAUAAUGACAAUAGAUGAAAUGACCAAAUACCAAUUCAACGAUGUUUCUUUAAAAGAGGGCUAUCGUCUCAGUGAUGUUUUGAUGAACUCAGCAUUGAUUACAGGAGACGAGACCCUCUGGGAAACAUACAACAAACAGGUCCAUUCAAUAUUGGAAUCCCCAUCUAAGAACCCAAAUGUAUCUAUAGGUACAGAAAGGGGAAUAAAAACACUUAAUGAUGACCUUGCAAAAUAUUUGACAAACCCUCUAACGAGCAAAUCAUUCUGUCGGGAUAUACACACCAAGCAUGAUGUCUAUAGGUUAGCAACUAUUUCAAUUAACAUUCUUAAGCUGGUACAUGGUUGCAAAUCAUUUGCCCCUUUAGAUGUUUUGGAGGAGUUAUUCAAGAAUGGUAUCCUCACUGAAAGGGCAAAGAAAGAUCUGCAAACCAUGGUUUGCAUUGCAAGUAAUCUCAGACAUUUGGUAUACAGUAAAUACAAAGAGCAGAAGGAGUUCAUAUCAUUUCUGUCCAGUGAAUCUAAAGAUGACACAUUGGAUUCAAAGACUGUUAUACCUGUCAGGGGAUACACUGCAAUCAUUACAUUCUACACUACUUUUGUGCCAUGGUCUAAAUUCUUAGUUUCUCAGAAAAAUAACAUGUCAUGGAAACACAAAAAUAAAUACACAGAUGACAGUAACAAGAUAAAAGUACAGAUUUAUAAAGAUAUGUAUUUUUCUGAAAGAGCAUUGUAUGCUUAUAAAGCUGAAUUAGAAAAACUCCAAAAUAAAGGCAUGAAAGGAUAUGAGUAUGAAAUAGCUUUACUACAAUAUGAGAUUGGUUCACUUUAUCAGACAGGUGGUAAGUUUGACAAUGCCUUAAAAUUUCAUGUAGAUUCUCUAUCAAUGUGUAGGAAGGUUCAUGGUAAUGACGCUCACCCAGAUGUAGCCUCAUUACUGAACAAUAUAGGUAGAUUGUAUGUAAGCAUGGGGGAGUAUACCACUGCCAGGAAAUACUAUGAAGAUAGUCUAUCAAUGUUUAGGAAGAUUUAUGGUAAUGAUGCUCACCCAGAUGUAGCCUCAUCAAUGAACAAUAUAGGUGGAUUGUAUAAUAGAAUGGGGGAGUAUACCACUGCCAGGAAAUACUAUGAAGAUAGCCUAUCAAUGUUAAGGAAGAUUCAUGGUAAUGAUGCUCACCCAGAUGUAGCCUCAUCAAUGAGCAAUAUAGGUAAUUUGUAUAAUAGCAUGGGGGAGUAUACCACUGCCAGGAAAUACUAUGAAGAUAGCCUAUCAAUGUUAAGGAAGAUUCAUGGUAAUGAUGCUCACCCAGAUGUAGCCUCAUUACUGAACAAUAUAGGUAGAUUGUAUGUAAGCAUGGGGGAGUAUACCACUGCCAGGAAAUACUAUGAAGAUAGUCUAUCAAUGUUUAGGAAGAUUUAUGGUAAUGAUGCUCACCCAGAUGUAGCCUCAUCAAUGAGCAAUAUAGGUGAAUUGUAUUUUAGAAUGGGGGAGUAUACCACUGCCAGGAAAUACUAUGAAGAUGGCCUAUCAAUGUUAAGGAAGAUUCAUGGUAAUGAUGCUCACCCAGAUGUAGCCUCAUCAGUGAACAAUAUAGGUGGAUUGUAUAAUAGCAUGGGGGAGUAUACCACUGCCAGGAAAUACUAUGAAGAUAGCCUAUCAAUGUAUAGGAAGGUUCAUGGUAAUGAUGCUCACCCAGAUGUUGCCAUGUCAAUGAACAAUCUAGGUGAAAUGCAUAAACAACUGGGAGAGUAUACCACUGCCAUGAAAUACUAUGAAGAUAGCCUAUCAAUGCGUAGAAAGAUUCAUGGUAGUGAUGCUCACCCAGAUAUUGCCGGGUCAAUGAACAAUAUAGGUGGAUUGUAUAAUAGCAUGGGGGAGUAUACCACCGCAAGGAAAUACCUUGAAGAUAGUCUUUCAAUGUAUAGAAAGAUUCAUGGUAAUGAUGCUCACCCAUAUGUUGCCAUGUCAAUGAACAAUAUAGGUGGAUUGUAUAAUAGCAAGGGGGAGUAUACCACUGCAAGGAGAUACUAUGAAGAUAGCCUAUCAAUGCGUAGAAAGAUUCAUGGUAAUGAUGCUCACCCAGAUGUUGCCAUGUCAAUGAACAAUCUAGGUGAAAUGCAUAAACUACUGGGAGAGUAUACCACUGCCAUGAAAUACUAUGAAGAUAGCCUAUCAAUGCGUAGAAAGAUUCAUGGUAAUGAUGCUCACCCAGAUGUUGCCAUGUCAAUGAACAAUCUAGGUGAAAUGCAUAAACAACUGGGAGAGUAUACCACUGCCAUGAAAUACUAUGAAGAUAGCCUAUCAAUGCGUAGAAAGAUUCAUGGUAGUGAUGCUCACCCAGAUAUUGCCGGGUCAAUGAACAAUAUAGGUGGAUUGUAUAAUAGCAUGGGGGAGUAUACCACCGCAAGGAAAUACCUUGAAGAUAGUCUUUCAAUGUAUAGAAAGAUUCAUGGUAAUGAUGCUCACCCAUAUGUUGCCAUGUCAAUGAACAAUAUAGGUGGAUUGUAUAAUAGCAAGGGGGAGUAUACCACUGCAAGGAGAUACUAUGAAGAUAGCCUAUCAAUGCGUAGAAAGAUUCAUGGUAAUGAUGCUCACCCAGAUGUUGCCAUGUCAAUGAACAAUCUAGGUGAAAUGCAUAAACUACUGGGAGAGUAUACCACUGCCAUGAAAUACUAUGAAGAUAGCCUAUCAAUGUUAAGGAAGAUUCAUGGUAAUGAUGCUCACCCAUAUGUAGCCUCAUCACUGAACAAUAUAGGUGGAUUGUAUUAUAGCAAGGUGGAGUAUACAACUGCCAGGAAAUACUUUGAAGAUAGUCUAUCAAUGUUAAGGAAGAUUCAUGGUAAUGAAGCUCAUCCAGAUGCAGCUGUGGUACUGAACAAUAUAAGAGACGUGCAAAAACAACUUGGACUACUGCCAUGAAAUACUUCUUGAGGGGAUAACUAUAUUCAGAUAUGUUCAUUCC
Owenia fusiformis is the source of this 4129-nucleotide messenger RNA. NCBI's taxonomy places the organism in Eukaryota, Metazoa, Annelida, Polychaeta, Sabellida, Oweniidae. The record is from the annotation of a GenBank genome assembly.